Messenger RNA from Strongyloides ratti, 1464 nucleotides. RefSeq names its product Na+ channel, amiloride-sensitive family-containing protein. Bases 1 to 1464 code for a protein of 487 amino acids. Gene Ontology annotation, biological process: sodium ion transmembrane transport. The record is from RefSeq and is a predicted model, not a curated record. Lineage: Eukaryota; Metazoa; Nematoda; Chromadorea; Rhabditida; Strongyloididae. The transcript is spliced from 4 exons. Gene Ontology annotation, cellular component: membrane. Gene Ontology annotation, molecular function: ligand-gated sodium channel activity.
AUGAUAAAUGAAUAUUCUUUAUCUAGUGUUAAAGAAAAUUAUAAAAUAUGCAAAUUUUGUGGAAAAAAAUGUUUGAUAAAUAAUGAUAAAAAAAAUUUUGAAAAUCAUAUUUGUGAUUUUCGUUAUUUUUAUUCUGAUGUAUAUCCAAUAUGGAUUAAUGAAUGUCAUGGUAUUAAGCAGUUAAUGAUAAAUCAAAGCUUUUUGAGAAAAUUUUUUUGGAUUAUUCUCUUAAUUUUUUGUGUUGGUGGAACAUUUUUAGCAGUGGCAUUUGUUAUUAAAGAUUAUAAAAAAGGUGAAACGAUAACUUUUACAUCUUUAAAAAUUGUACAAUCAUUAGAAUUACCUGCUUUAACAAUUUGUCCUGAUGUUCAUAAUAUUUUAAACACCAAUGGUAUUUAUAAUGAAGUACAGUCAUUUUAUCCUAAUGUCACAAUUAAUGAAGUAAAAGAUCUUAUACAAUAUUUUUUAGCUGGUAAUGGUUAUAUAAAAAUGAAAAGAAUUAAAUAUUCACCAAGAAAUUAUAUUGAACACAUUGGAAUGUUAUAUAAUGAAUGGUCUAAAAAUUAUACAAAUUAUGACUUUUAUUUUCAUGUUCAAAAUAAAUAUGGUUUUAAAUGUGAAGAAAUUUUUGUAAAGUGUAUUUAUAAUAAAAAAACUGUAAAUUGUUGUAAAGAUAUUUUUAAACCAAUACCUGUUUUGGGUAGAGGUAUAUGUUAUCAAAAUAUUAAAGGAUUGAAACAGGAAGAUGAGGAUGAAUUGGGAAAACUUAUUUUAAAAAUUAAAGCUCCAUUUAUAAAUAAAACAAAUAAUUUAAAAAAUAAACAAACACAAUUAAUUGCUUUUGUUGAUUCUAAUUUUGAUCUUUUAACAAGUGGGCAUCCUCUUUAUAUAUUACCAAAUGUUUAUAAUAUUUUAUAUAUUAAGGCUAAAAAAAUUAAACUUAUUGAAAAAAAUGAAAAUUGUCUUAAUAAGAUUGAGGGUAAUAAUAAUAUUUGUUUUGUAAGAAAUUUUCUCAAUUCAAGAGUUAUUGAAACUCAUCAUUGUAUUUUUUCUUAUCUAAAACAUCUUUAUCUUGGUGAAAAUUAUCCCAUUUGUAAUUUAUCAACAAUAAUUUCUUUAUAUAAUCGUAAAUUGUUUAAUAAAAAAUUAAAAUUUAAGCCAAAAGUUAAAUGUUUACCAGGUUGUUAUAGAUGGCAAUAUUUUACAACACUUUUAACAGGAAAUGAUUUAACUCAUUUUUCUGGUUAUCAUUUUAACCUUGAAAUGUCUUUUAUGAAUUUACAAUAUGAACAAAUUAUAGAAAGUUAUACCACAAGUAUUCCAGCUUUCAUAGCUGAAAUAGGAGGACAAUUUGGUUUCUUUCUAGGAAUUUCUGUUAUUACAUUACUUCAAAUAAUAAUUUAUUUAUAUAAUAAAUUUAUAAUGUUAAUAAAUGUUAAUAACUCUGACAAUAUACAUGAUUAA